GCCGCCGCAUUGGCAUCGCACUACUAGUACAAGUAUGAUGCCCAGCCGUGAUCCACUUCUCUGCCGGCCUUUCGAGCGUUGCACCCGCCAUCGUGUUUUUGCUUUUCCGUUGCCUGUCUGUAUCCCAAGAAGGCGUCUACCAUCAGCAGGCCUCGUCUAGACCACGCCAAAAAACCCUCCUCGGAAGUCGACCCUGGCUGGUGGUUAGCAUCAUGUACGACCCAGCCAGAUUUCGUUGAACGUCUCAAAUAGCGUGUCAAUGCUCGCAUUCAUAUUCCGCCUUUUACGCCUCUCUUUCCAGUCUCCACCCGUCGAGUCCCCGCCCUCCGACGGCGCGUUCCGCCUGUUAAGUUGCCCCUCGGCUGUGUCUCGUAUUUCGACAUGCCCACCUGGCUUGUACACGGCUUCCGCUGGCCCCGUGCACAAGUCCGCAUACAUAUCAUUCUCCAAAACAUCGACGAUGCUGCUCCAGAAUGGCUCAUGGCCCCGGCCACAGUGGCCGCCAUGACCACCAACUUCAAGCACCAGUGGCCAGAAAUAAUGGCCAAGCUGCCCGCUCUGCAGUUCAUUGAACAGUACGACCCUGAGGACCUCUCUGUCAAGGACCAGCCAUAUGCUUACGUAUGCGACACUGUGCGUGAAAUCAAGCUUGGCAUAGAUGUCGACGAGAUUCAGACUAUGGGGCUAGGUGAUGACCAGGGCGCAGCUAUUGCUGAACUACGCGACAAGGUUGCGCCAGGCGAAAAGCUGGGCUGGUUCGUUGUAGUCAAUGGCGACGUCGAAAGACAUGCUCCACCGCUCGAAGAUGACGACCCAACACCAGAGGCCAGCCAGCUCAGCCCGCGAAGUCAGACAAGUAGCAUAGGCCAAGCCGACCUUCCCAAUGCAGCAGACCCGGAGCGGCCUUCCACAAGUCGAAGCUUGAAAAAAUGGAUUGGGGGAAAACUGAGAAAAACGAAAAGCGGACGGUCUCUAAGGGGCGAUGCAGCUGCAGCUGCAGCUACAGAGGAACCAGUUCCACCACUACCGCCCAUCUCUCCACUUCAUGCACUGCAGUCUAGCAACGGAAAGGCACCUGCAUCGCCAACAGCGACAUCUUGAGCGAGAAUGAGUGACAAGUAAAAUAGUAUAUCAAGAGUCUAUCUGAUGCCUGUCUCGCAGGUGUUUUGACCAAAUAAAAAAAAUAUAACACAACAUUGCAGUAUCUGCAAGCUU
Molecule: messenger RNA, 1215 nt
Organism: Exserohilum turcica Et28A
Lineage: Eukaryota; Fungi; Ascomycota; Dothideomycetes; Pleosporales; Pleosporaceae
Exons: 2
Coding region: 382-1101 (239 amino acids)
Source: RefSeq, a predicted model, not a curated record